CAGCACAGACUGCAUGUUUACUCAUCGCAGCUGGGAUUGAAAGUGGCUUUCUGCGUCUCCGUUCGCGUUAUUUGGAUACUGAAGCCCAAAGCGUUCCAAGAACGUUGGUUUAAUUUCUGUGCGUUGGACUCGAGCAAAUGAACCCAGCUGAGAAUAAUUUCUAACAACUACGGGAAUAAAUCAGAUCAACACUUUUCGUCCAAUUUCUUCAUCCAACACCACCAUCUGAUGAGUCUUGAGACUACAUCAGGGAUCCGGCCCAUUACUCGGGCACUGGACAUGGACCCAAGAGGAGCCAAAGUGGCACUUGCUUUUCAGAGGAGUUCUACCUCCGAUGACGACUCUGGAUGCGCUCUGGAGGAGUACACCUGGGUUCCUCCUGGAUUACGACCCGAGCAGGUCCAGAUCUACUUUUCCUGCCUGCCAGAGGAGAAGGUGCCAUAUGUCAACAGCCCUGGAGAGAAACACAGGAUCAGACAACUACUCUAUCAGCUGCCACCGCAUGACAAUGAGUUCCGAUACUGCCAGACCCUCAGUGAGGAGGAGAGGCGAGAGCUCCACAUGUUCAGCAUUCAGAGGAAGAAUGAGGCACUUGGCAGGGGAACCCCAAAACUGCUUCCCAGAGCACUGAAGCACAUUUGCAAACAUUGUAAAGAGAACAUCAAGGGCGGAGAGAUGGCUGUGUUUGCUUCAAGAGCAGGCCCUGGGCCAUGCUGGCAUGCAGCAUGCUUUACUUGCUCUACCUGUGAAGAGCUUCUGGUUGACCUAAUCUAUUUCUACCACAAUGGCAAAAUCUACUGUGGUAGACAUCAUGCAGAGCUUCUGAAGCCACGCUGUUCAGCAUGUGACGAGAUAAUCUUUGCUGAUGAAUGUACUGAAGCUGAGGGUCGUCACUGGCACAUGAAGCAUUUCUCUUGCUUUGAAUGCGAGACAAUUUUAGGUGGACAGAGGUACAUCAUGAAGGAUGGACAAUCCUUCUGCUGUGGAUGCUUUGAGUCAUUGUAUGCAGAGUAUUGUGAGGCCUGCGGGGAAAAUAUUGGAGUGGACCAUGCUCAGAUGACGUAUGAAGGUGUACACUGGCAUGCCACUGACAAAUGCUUCUGUUGUGCCCAAUGCAAAACUUCAAUUCUGGGCUGCCCCUUUCUUCCAAAAGAGGGUCAGAUUUACUGCUCUAAAGCCUGUAGCCUUGGUGAGGAUGUCCAUACCUCAGACUCUUCGGACUCAGCCUUUCAGUCUGCCAGAUCACGGGAAUCUCGGCGUAGCGUACGAAUGGGCAAGAAUAGUCGCCCUACAGAGCACUGUAAUCAAACACAACUCUAUUCAGCAACAGACUACAGGACCUCCAGUCUUUGUGGUGACAAAACUGAGACCGUAUGCCAUCAGUUGGAGAGACUGAACUUUGCAGAGGAAAACUACUGGAGAGACAGGGAUGAGCAGGAAGCCCCCGAGGACAGUGUAGAAGAUUGGGCUGAACAUGAGGACUACAUGACCCAGCUGCUCCUGAAAUUUGGAGACCGUGGAGUCAUCCAAACAGAGGACACCAGGCAGGCUGAAGCUUGGAUGAUAAAAGACUCUGAGAACAAUAGGACCAAACCAGAGAUGAAGAUGAGUCACCACAAUUUCGCAAAUAAGAAACACCACACAGAUAUGUACUGGGCUCAAUCACAGGAUGGACUUGGAGACUCUGCCUAUGGAAGUCACCCUGGCCCAGCUAGUGCUAGAAAGAUUCAAGAGCUGGAGAUGGAUCAGGGAGCAGGACCAGGUUUCUGGUCUGAGUCUAGGCAAUGGUACGAAGACUCUUUGGAUUGCAUUGCAAGUGAACUCCGAAAGGCUGAGCACAGCAUUGGAGAUUCUAUGGAUUCUCUAGCUCUCUCAAACAUUACAGGAGCUUCAGUGGAUGGAGAUGGCAAAAACAGACAGACCAUCUACUCAUUCCAAAACAUGGAAGAGCAGGAAAGAGAGAUAGAAGGCUGUGAUAACAUCAGUAACAUGGGCACACUAAACUCCUCAAUGCUCCACAGGAGUGCUAAUUCCCUGAAGAGUCUAAACUCAGAGCUGGACCAUGAGGGGACACUGGAGGCAGAGGAGGAACAGAAAAUAACUCCUUAUUUUGGAGUGGAAACACCCUCUCCGCUGCAUCUUCCUGUGCUGAGAAGAACCAAGUCUCAAUCUCAGCCCCAAUCCAGACCUCAACAAGUGAAGUUUUCUGAUGAUGUUGUGGAUAAGGGAUAUUAUGUUGAAAUGGGCUUGAGGCACCCACCAAUGAGUGAGAGGACUCGCAGGCGGACCCAUCACAUGGAGGAGCCGCCGAAAUGUCCUUCCAACAGACAUCACAAACGCAGACAGGGCCGGAAAACACUUUCAGAAAAUGCCUUGCAUCUUCCUUCUAAGGAGAGGGCAAAAAUGCAUGAUGUGCCUCAGGCAACUGGCUCAAGCAUACCCGAACCCAGGAAUGGUAUUCUUCUGAAACCUUCGGCACACAAAACCAAUUCAGACUAUGCUCAGCAGGGUAUGGUCCGAGUGGACCACUUACAAGACUUUUGUGAUGAUGAUGAAGAUGACUGGUGUUCAACAUGCUCCUCUUCAUCCUCAGAGUCUGAGGAAGAGGGGUUCUUCCUUGGCCAGCCAAUCCCCAAACCCAGAUCCCAAAGCUUUCAUUAUUACACUGAGGACUAUCCAACUCGGGUCACAGCUUUAUCACCCCCUUACGGCUCACAGACCAAACAGAAAAGGAAAGGGCACAAGGGAAAGAACUGCAUAAUUUCUUAGACUUUAGACUAAAUAUAUCCAGCCUGCCUCCGUCGCAAUUGGAACAUAAACAUGCCUUACUCUAAAGGAGCUGGAAAACAAAACUUCUUUAAUGAGAUUUAAGAUUGUGACUUUACAAGUAUGGCGUGCCAGUUGUAUUGGUGUUGUAUGAACAAUGGAAAGUAACCAAUAUUUCCUUGUACAUUGUAUAGCAAAAGCAAUAUUCCCAAAAGCAAAAUUACUGAGUAGCAUACAGACUAACUAAAUUAUUAUUUAAUAGUGCAAGCAAUGUACAUUUGUAAAAUUAAGAUUGGAAUACUGAUAUUUUUUAUAUUCAAAUAUGUUAAAUGAUUAAUUACCACAAUUUUCUGUCCUCAAUGGAGUUUUGAUUAUUACUGAACAAAUUUAACCAGGGUUUUGUAAAUGCAAAGAUAAAAUAUAUGAACUAUCCACAUGUUUAAUAUCCUUGUUAUGUUCCUUUGUGGGUGUAAUAACUGCACUCUUAAACAUUUCUGUGUCCACGAUAUGCUUAUGUGCUUAAACAGUGUUGGGGAGAGAUCUACCCUCAAUCAUGUACAUUUAACUACAGUAACCAUACUAUCCCUUUUUAACUAAGACGUCAAUAAAACAACUUAAGAGAGAUUUAAAACAUUUUCUUGCUAGUUGA
This is a messenger RNA of Xyrauchen texanus (razorback sucker), 3415 nucleotides long. RefSeq names its product prickle-like protein 1. The coding region runs from base 229 to 2769 and encodes 846 amino acids. The transcript is spliced from 8 exons. The record is from RefSeq and is a predicted model, not a curated record. NCBI's taxonomy places the organism in Eukaryota, Metazoa, Chordata, Actinopteri, Cypriniformes, Catostomidae. Gene Ontology annotation, molecular function: zinc ion binding.